This is a messenger RNA of Rhodotorula graminis WP1, 3801 nucleotides long. RefSeq lists its product as uncharacterized. Gene Ontology annotation, biological process: exocytosis; endocytosis; maintenance of cell polarity. Lineage: Eukaryota; Fungi; Basidiomycota; Microbotryomycetes; Sporidiobolales; Sporidiobolaceae. The record is from RefSeq and is a predicted model, not a curated record. Gene Ontology annotation, molecular function: sterol binding; protein binding. Gene Ontology annotation, cellular component: membrane; intracellular membrane-bounded organelle; nuclear envelope. The coding region runs from base 1 to 3672 and encodes 1223 amino acids. The transcript is spliced from 12 exons.
AUGUCCCCUCCGCCCGUUGGCGCCGCCGCCACGAACGCCGGCUCCACCUCUGCAGCUACCACCGAGGACAGCCUCAAGGCGUACAAGCUGCUCGAAGCGCUUCGCAAAGGUGACGCCGGCCAGAUCGUGCCUCUCCUUCAAGAAUCCGCGACUGCGCCCAAGGCCGAGAGCGUGAGCGAGACGGGCGUGCUCAGCGGAGCAACGUCGCCGGGCACUGCGACCCCGCUCCACCUGGCUGUCCGAGUCGCCAAGUACCCGACCGUCGAGCUCGUCCUCAAGCACCAGCCGCGCACCCUCAACUCGCAGGACGGCAGAGGCCAGACGCCGCUCCACCUUGCAGCCGCACUCGACCGCCGCGACGUCCUCACCCUCCUCCUCGAGCAAGACGAGGCCGACGACACGUCCCGGGACCAGUCGGGCAAGACCUGUCUCGAGGUGGCUGCGACGGCCGAGGCCGCCGGCAUCAUCUCCUCGUCGCGCAACAAGUGGAACGAGAUCUUCCUCGCCCACCUCGCGGCAUACGUCGCGUCGCCGACCUCGGACUCGGCCUCGGCUUCGGCUUCGAACCGCGCAUCCGCCCUCAUCUCGUCCUCGCCUCGGCUUUCGACCUCGUCCCAGCUCCCGCCUACGCCCGGUCAAGCUUCUUCUGGUCCGCCUACCACCGUCUCUGCCGCGUCGGGCCACGUCUCGAACGGCGCCGCCGAGCGGCUGUACCACUUCAUCUGCAAGCCGCGCGCCACAAGCUGCGACUUUUCCCUGCGUGACCCGUCGACGGGCACCACGAUCCUCCACGAGGCCGUCCGCCGCAAGGACCUCGGCCUCAUCAAGCUCGUCCUCGCUCGCGGCGGCGACGUCCUCGCGCGCGACCGCCGAGGCAAGAUGCCGAUCGACCUCGCCAAGGACGAGCGCAUCCGGUCCGUCCUGCGCCAGAAGCUCAACUCGGAGGGCGUCGCGCUGCAGGCCGGGGCGGCGGGAGGAGCGGCGGCCGAGGUGCCGCAGGGUCCGCCGCCGGCCCUCAAGGGCUACCUGAGCAAGUGGGCGAGCGUCGCCAAGGGCGGCUACAAGCCUCGAUGGGUCGUGCUCGAGAACGGCGUCCUGUCGUACUACCGCCACCAGGAGGACGAGGGUCGCGCAUCUCGCGGCUCGAUCAGCAUGUCGGUCGCCAAGCUUGACCCACCGGGCAGCGACAAGCUCAAGUUCACCAUCAGCAACAAGCUCGGCGGCAAAUCGGCGCCGGCCUUCUACCUCAAGGGCAACCAUCCUGUCGAGGUCAUGCGCUGGUGCGACGCGCUGCGACAGAGCAUCGAGCUCGCGACGGGCGACAGCAACGGCCUCACCCGGUCGACGACGGCCAACUCGCUGCAGGCGCCGGCCGCUUCCUCGGACGGCGGCCGUCGUCCUUCGUCGACCACGACGCUCGCCGACGGCCUCGGCUCGCCCGCCGAGUCGGACCGCGCCAACUCGAUCGACGAGGACAACGACACGGUCGCCGAUGACGACGACGUCGUGCCGCACGCCGACGACUUCCACCUCAUGGAGCAGAGCACCAAGACGCAGAUCGAGCUCGCGCAGAAGCUCGUCGCCUCGCUCGGCUCGUCGUCGGGCGGCUCGAGCGACGCGCAGGACGCGCUCCGGCGGUCGCUCGUCUCGCUCGACCAGCUCUUCGACGAUUACGUCGGCGUCGUCAACGAGCGCGAGCGGUACUUUGCCCGGCGGUACGACAAGGAGGUGCACGCCAAGCGCAUGUGGGAGGAGAGCAUGAAGGAGGUCGCGGCGCAGCACGCCGCCAUCGAGGUCGAGCUCCACAAGGCGUCGCGCGAGAACACUCGCCGCAAGCGCGCGCUGCAGGAAGUGCGCGCCAACCUCGGCGCCGUGUCGCCCGGCCUGUCGCCCCGCCAGUCGAUCGUCGGCGAGGACGAGCGACCCGACCUGCGCACGCUCCCCUCGAACGGCAACGCGCCGCUUCCGUCGCCGCUCCGCAGCCCGACCAUCGUCGUCCCGCCAUCCCUGUCGCGCACGUCCUCGGCGACCGACACGCCGACGCGCAAAGCGCCCGUGUCGCUCUCGCCGACCCGGAUGCGCUCGCGUGCGGCCACGAUGCAGCCGCUCGCGCCCGCAGAGCUCGAGCAGAUCGUCCAGGACGCGCUCGUCAACGAGGAGGGCGUCGAGUCGAGCGACUCGGACACGGACGACGAGUUCUUCGAGGCCGUCGAGGCCGGCAACCUGCCGAUCGCGGGCGAGGACGGCGACGAGGGCCAGUCGGGCGGCGGCGGCGCCGCGCGCGAGCCCAAGCGGGCCGCACCGGCGCAGGAGCUCAUCGACAAGGUCGACAUGGUACCGUACAAGGGCUACGAGCAGUUGCGCGACAAGCUCCCCAUCACGAACGACGAUCGUCCGCCCAUGUCGCUGUGGUCGAUCCUCAAGUCGAACAUCGGCAAGGACCUCACCAAGAUCUCGUUCCCCGUCAGCUUCAACGAGCCCGUGUCGAUGCUCGAGCGCAUGGCCGAGGACAUGGAGUUCAGCGACUGUCUCGAUGCUGCUGCCGCCGAGCGCGAUUCGACCAAGCGCAUCGCCUUCGUCGCCGCGUUCGCCAUGUCCAACUACUCGUCGACCGUCGGGCGCAUCGCCAAGCCGUUCAACCCGCUCCUCGGCGAGACGUUCGAGUACGUCGACGUGCGCAAGAAGUACCGCUACCAGUCGGAGCAGGUGUCGCAUCACCCGCCCAUGUCGGCAUGCUUCGGCCAGUCGCCGAGCUGGGACUACUUCGGCACGGUCGAUGCCAAGUCGCGUUUCGGCGGCAAGAGCUUCGAGAUCCGGCCGACCGGCGUCGCCCACUGCGUCCUGCGCAUCCCGGACGAGUGGGCCGACCCGAGUUGCCCGCCCAACAAGCAGCUGCCCGGCAUGCGCGACGAGCACUACUCUUGGGUCAAGGUCACGACGUCCGUCUCGAACUUCAUCUUCGGCUCGCCGAUCAUCGACCACUACGGCGACAUGGUCAUCACCAACCACCGCACGGGCGAGACGUGCACGCUCACGUUCAAGCCUCGCGGCUGGCGCGGCGGCAACGUCGGCGAGAUCAAGGGCGACGUCAAGGACAAGAGCGGCCGCAAGCACUGGGACAUCGCCGGCACGUGGACGUCGCAGCUCGUCGCUCGUCGUGCAGGAGCCGGCAAGGGCGACCUUGCGCCCGACGCGACGCUGCCGACCGACGGCAAGGGCGACGUCGCGCCCGAGUACAUCCGCCUGUGGAAGAACUCGACCAAGCCUCCCGGCCUGCCGUUCAACCUCACGCCGUACGCCAUCACGCUCAACGACAUCAACCCGGACCUCAAGCCGUGGCUGCCGCCGACCGACUGCCGCUUGCGCCCCGACCAGCACGCGUUCGAGUCGGGCAAGUUUGACCGCGCCAACGAGCUCAAGGCCGAGCUUGAAGAGCACCAACGUGCGACGCGCCGAGCUCGCGAGCGCGGCGAGGUCCCGCCGCACACGCCGAGGUGGUUCUCGCGCUCGACCGACGCCGACACGGGCGAGGUGUACUGGCAGCCGGCCAAGACGGAGGACGACAAGCUCGAGUACUGGGAGGAGCGCCUGCGCGUCGGCAAGGCCAAGCUCGAGGGCCAGGACGCAGAGUGGCAGGGCGUCGUCCCGAUCUUCGGCGACAUCCACGUCUGAGCCUGGCCCCUCCUCUCGCACACUGUCCCCUUCUCACCCACGUCCCCCAUCUUCUCCUUCUCGCAUCUCUCCACUCGCGUAGUCUCAGUCCAUCGAGUCGCUGUAACUACUAGCCUGCAUCUUCCUCUG